This is a messenger RNA of Brettanomyces bruxellensis, 1398 nucleotides long. It is a transcript of the gene FUM1, whose product is annotated as fumarase fum1. NCBI's taxonomy places the organism in Eukaryota, Fungi, Ascomycota, Pichiomycetes, Pichiales, Pichiaceae. Gene Ontology annotation, biological process: tricarboxylic acid cycle; fumarate metabolic process; malate metabolic process. The transcript has a single exon. The record is from RefSeq and is a predicted model, not a curated record. Gene Ontology annotation, cellular component: tricarboxylic acid cycle heteromeric enzyme complex; mitochondrion. Gene Ontology annotation, molecular function: fumarate hydratase activity. The coding region runs from base 1 to 1398 and encodes 465 amino acids.
AUGGCCAAGAGAAUAGAAACAGAUGCAUUCGGUGAAAUCGAGGUUCCCAGCGAAAAAUACUGGGGAGCUCAAACCGAACGUUCACACCGUAACUUCAAAAUUGGAGGUGAGAAAGCGCGGAUGCCAGAGCCUGUGAUCCAAUCAUUUGGAAUUCAGAAGAAAGCUGCUGCUAUUGUGAAUACAGAAUUAGGAAUACUGGAUCCAAAGCUUUCAGAUGCAAUUCAGCAGGCAGCAACCGAGGUGGCUGAAGGAAAGCUGGAUGAGCAUUUUCCACUUGUUGUUUUCCAGACUGGAUCUGGAACUCAGACAAAUAUGAAUGCCAAUGAGGUGAUCUCUAACAGGGCAAUUGAGAUUCUUGGAGGAAAGAUGGGUACGAAGAAGCCCGUGCAUCCAAAUGACCACGUGAACAUGUCUCAGUCUUCCAAUGAUACAUUUCCAACUGUGAUGCACAUCGCUGCGCUGACGCAGAUCGAGAGGAACCUCUUACCCGCAAUGGAGAAGCUUAGGGAUUCUUUAAACAAAAAAUCUGACGAGUUUAAGGACAUCAUCAAAAUCGGCAGAACACAUCUCCAAGAUGCAACUCCCUUGACUUUGGGACAGGAGUUUUCUGGAUACGUUGCUCAGCUUGAUAAUGGAAUCAGACGUGUGCGUACAGCCUCCGAGUCCCUUAGAUUCUUGGCUCAAGGUGGAACUGCUGUGGGUACUGGAUUGAAUACAAAAAAGGGCUUUGCGGAGAAGAUGGCUGAGCAGAUCACAAAAUUAACUGGCGUUCAGUUCUAUACCGCACCAAACAAGUUUGAGGCUCUUGCUGCACAUGAUGCAAUUGUAGAAGUAUCUGGAGCUUUAAACACUGUCGCUGUUUCGUUGUUCAAGAUCGCACAAGAUAUUAGAUACCUUGGAUCUGGUCCAAGAUGCGGAUACCAUGAGAUUUCCCUUCCAGAAAACGAACCUGGUUCGUCUAUUAUGCCGGGAAAAGUCAACCCAACUCAGAACGAGGCCAUGACUAUGGUUUGUGCCCAGGUGUUUGGCAAUAAUAGUACCAUUACUUUUGCAGGGGCCUCUGGCCAGUUCGAAUUGAACGUGUUUAAACCUGUUUUGAUUGCCAAUCUUCUUUCUUCCGUCAGAUUGAUCGGUGAUACAUGCGAUUCCUUCAGACUACAUUGUGUUGAUGGCAUUAAGGCCAACAAGGACAGAAUUAACUAUCUAAUGCAGCAAUCAUUGAUGCUCGUUACUGCCUUGAGCCCUAAGAUCGGCUACGAUAAGGCUUCCAAGAUUGCGAAAAACGCCAAUAAAAAGGGUCUUACCUUAAAACAAUCCGCAUUGGAGCUUGGCUUCCUAACAGAGGAACAGUUUGAUGCUACUGUCAAGCCAGAGAACAUGCUAGGACCAAAGAAUUGA